GACAAAGUGUGAAGGAAAGUAUAAUAAAAAUAACCCAUAGGGUUGCAAGUAUGGAUUCCAAUAUUAUUGUGUUAAUUACUAUUUUCUUUUUCCUUGAAUCAGUGUUGAGCUACUGUCCAGCUGCGGAUCAUUGGAGUGGUUGGUGGGGUUAUGACGGAUAUGCCUCAGGUCCGAGUUCUUGGGGAGACCACAACGAGGACUGGGUGAUAUGCAAGACGGGCAAGAACCAAUCUCCCAUUGACAUUAAGCCACAGACCCUCCUGUAUGAUCCACAACUACAGCCAUUUAAGGUCGACACUGCGUCGGUCAGCGGUACGUUUCGCAAUAACAAGCGAGACCUGACGUUGCUGGUGAACAACAGUAGUCCCGCUGUAAAUUUCACGGCGGGGCCGCUCUCCUACACCUAUCGCCUCUACCAAAUCAAGCUGCACUUCGGCAGAGAAAACGUUUCAGGGUCAGAGCACCACAUCGACGGCAGGCCUUUUGCUGGAGAGCUUCAGUUUAUGGCCUAUAACUCCGAUUUGUAUGCAAAUCACUCAGUGGCGCAAGUGAGUCCCAGAGGCGUUGCCAUCGUGGCGGUGUUUAUAUCCGUUGGGGAUUACGAUAAUUCUGCCUUCCAAUUUCUCCAAGAGAAGUUUUAUAUAAUAGACCAACAAGAUUCAUGUACGGAUGUUGAGUAUCUACCAGUUGACAAGUUGUUACCCGAAUCUCUUGACCACUACAUGACAUACGCUGGAUCGCUGACACAGCCUAGCUGUAGGGAGACGGUCACCUGGAUCAUAUUGAACAAGCCCAUGUAUAUUUCCUCAAAACAGAUGACAGAUUUAAGAAGAAUUCCAUACCAAGAAUGGAGAUUUUCAAACGCCAGACCUCUUAUGCCUUUAAAUCGUCGGACUAUCCGAACGAAUAUCAACUUCAGAAAUCAAACACGGCUGUGUUCCAUGGAGAUCGCAAAGCGAUAUAUUGCAAAUCCCGACGUUGGAUUGAGAUAACGAGGCAUUUCAUCCCUAGUAUUCUCCUAAUAAAAGCAUUAACCCACUUUGAACCUAGUUCUUCCAACAAAAGACAAUGUCGAAAAUAAACUUUACGUAUAGCUCAAUAGUGUCCUAUGAAUAUAUACGGGAUAUCUACGUUUCGUGGAUCUAGGUGCUGGAGUGCGAUUAACACUGGGUCCAAACUUAAAUGCAAUUAGAAAUGUAUGUUCUCGCAUUUAUACUUAUCGUUAAA
Messenger RNA from Mya arenaria, 1227 nucleotides. RefSeq names its product carbonic anhydrase-related protein 10-like. The record is from RefSeq and is a predicted model, not a curated record. The transcript has 10 exons. The coding region runs from base 51 to 992 and encodes 313 amino acids. Gene Ontology annotation, molecular function: carbonate dehydratase activity; zinc ion binding. Lineage: Eukaryota; Metazoa; Mollusca; Bivalvia; Myida; Myidae.